CACAUAGAAAAUCAAUCAAUUUAAUUUUCAUACACACUUUAAAUUGUGUCACAUAAAAUAAAAUAAAACAGAGAGUAGUCAUUUUGAUAUGAAAAACUUUACUAGUUAAUUAUUGUGACUUCAAUCUUAAGUGGCGGAGGGAAUCAUGGCUUUUUAAGUUGUUUAUGCCUAUUACUACUAGUUAUAUAUGCAUAAGAUUUACACAUCGUACUAUGCAUGGUUCAAUUGUACUAUAGGGAUCAUGAUGAUUACUUUGCCAGUUUACUUUUGCAUUUUCUUGGUUUUGUUGUGCAUGGUUUCUUCUGUAUGGGGAGCUGAUAAAACUUUCAAUGUCAUCAAUUUUGGCGCCGUUGGAGAUGGGAAAACUGAUGAUCUCCCGGCUUUCCUCAAGGCAUGGGAAGCUGUGUGCCAAUCAGAAUCCAGUCGUGUAAUACUUGUUAUACCAAAAAGAAAGAAAUUCUUACUAACACCUUCAUCAAUUGAUGGUCCUUGCAAGCCCUCACGUAUCCAUAUUCAGGUAUCAGGAAAUAUAAUUGCACCUAACACGAAAUCGGCAUGGGAUGGACGUGCAACCAAUGCGUGGCUCACUUUCUCGAAUAUCGACCAUCUUACUGUUAACGGCCAUGGAGUUUUUGAUGGCCGAGGCCAUCUAUGGUGGUCUAAUCCUUGUUUGAAUGAUAACACAUCCCAGGAGACACAAUGCAAAGGACCAACUGCAUUGAUUUUCAGAAGAUGUGAUCAGCUUCGAGUUAGGGGAGUAACGAUUAUUAGAAGUGCUAGAAGUCAUAUCAUAUUGACUGCUUGCAAUGAAGUUAGUAUUGCUAAAAUACGUAUUAUGUCCCCUGGCGAUAGUCCUAACACCGAUGGAAUUGAUGUUUCUGCUAGCACAAAUGUACGAAUACACAACUCUCUCAUUGCAACAGGCGACGACUGUGUUGCAAUAGGAGGAGGAUCAUCCAAGGUUAAUAUUAGUGGCAUAACAUGCGGACCAGGCCAUGGUAUUAGCAUUGGAUCCUUGGGAGAAGGAGGAUUUGAAGUAGUGGAAGAUGUGAAUGUACGAAAUUGUACAAUAAAAGGCACCUUAACAGGAGUAAGGAUUAAGACCUGGCAGGGAGGCGAAGGGUAUGCAAGGAGGAUAGCUUUUGAAGGAAUUAAACUUGAUGCAGUCAACAAUCCCCUAAUCAUCGACCAGUUCUACUGUCCCAGCAGAGUCAAUUGCAAAAAUGAUACAGCUGCAGUUGCAUUGAGUGACAUAACAUUUAGAGGAAUAGUAGGGACUUCCCUGAUGGAUGAGGUGAUAAAUCUGAGCUGCAGUGAGACUAUUGGCUGCAAAAACAUACUUGUUGAUCGAGUAUAUAUAUCCUCUGUUGAUGGUAAGCCUGUUCACGCCAAGUGCAUCAAUGCUCAUGGAAGAUACACUCAUACUAGCCCUGCUGUGAAAUGUCUACAGCCUCCAUAGUUCUAAUGUCACAGUGCCUUAAUUGUUCAACAAUUACUAUUAAAGGAGUAGGUAGGGGAGAAAGAGAGACAAGCACCAUUGUUCUCAACAAUUAUAGGCUUAUAGCUAUUUCA
This is a messenger RNA of Capsicum annuum, 1572 nucleotides long. Its product is annotated as probable polygalacturonase At3g15720. The coding region runs from base 188 to 1459 and encodes 423 amino acids. The record is from RefSeq and is a predicted model, not a curated record. Gene Ontology annotation, molecular function: polygalacturonase activity. Gene Ontology annotation, biological process: carbohydrate metabolic process. The transcript is spliced from 9 exons. NCBI's taxonomy places the organism in Eukaryota, Viridiplantae, Streptophyta, Magnoliopsida, Solanales, Solanaceae.